AUGGCUCUCAUCAACAGCAACUUGGUUAUUCUCGUGUUAGCAAUUUCAGCUCUUGUGGUCACUACAACAUCAUUAGUAGUAGCUGCAAGGGAAGUGCCAACAUCGAUUCGUUACCCAGGUCAUAACUUAGCAGCUCGGAUCAAUGCGGAUGAUGAUGGUGCUGGCAUGGUUGAGUGCUGGAAUGCACUGUAUGAGUUACGAUCUUGCACUAACGAAAUUAUGCUUUUCUUCAUGGAUGGCGAGAUGUAUCUAGGCUUUGAAUGUUGUAGAGCUAUCCGUAUCAUAACUCGUGACUGUUGGCCUUCCAUGCCUACUUCUGUAGGUUUUACUGCUGAAGAAGGAGACAUUUUACGUGGUUAA
This is a messenger RNA of Papaver somniferum (opium poppy), 360 nucleotides long. RefSeq names its product egg cell-secreted protein 1.2-like. The transcript has a single exon. NCBI's taxonomy places the organism in Eukaryota, Viridiplantae, Streptophyta, Magnoliopsida, Ranunculales, Papaveraceae. The record is from RefSeq and is a predicted model, not a curated record. Bases 1 to 360 code for a protein of 119 amino acids. Gene Ontology annotation, biological process: double fertilization forming a zygote and endosperm.